Messenger RNA from Saccostrea cuccullata (small rock oyster), 2343 nucleotides. RefSeq lists its product as uncharacterized. Bases 1 to 2343 code for a protein of 780 amino acids. The transcript is spliced from 2 exons. NCBI's taxonomy places the organism in Eukaryota, Metazoa, Mollusca, Bivalvia, Ostreida, Ostreidae. The record is from RefSeq and is a predicted model, not a curated record.
AUGACAGAAAGGAAGAAGUUCUUGCGAGACCGCAAUCUGUGUUUCAAGUGCUGUGAGUCUACGAAUCACCGCGCAAAGGACUGUAAUGUGCCAGUUAAGUGUAGAGUGUGCUCUAGUGAUAAACAUUCCACAGCACUGCAUGUCGGUGUUACCCAUAGGACUCAAAGCAAUCCUGAGCCUUUGGUCGGUGAAGCAGCCGAGCUCCAUGGCGGGGAGCCACAAACGUCUUUGUGUACAGAAGUAUGCGGACCAGGAUUUUCUGGGAAAUCCUGCGGGAAAGCGGUACUUGUGCGUGUUUACUCUGCUGACACGCCUCAGAACUAUUAUCAUACUUACGCUCUUAUCGACGACCAGAGCAAUAGGACACUGGCCCGUUCAAAACUUUUUGAUGCUCUGUGUAGCCCAAAGACACAGUCAGUGCAGUAUACCCUGUCGACUUGUGCUGGGCGCUCAACUGUGACUGGAAGACAGAUAUCUGGACUUACUAUAGAAUCACUAGAUGGAACAUUUAGAAUUGGUCUUCCACCAGUUAUCGAAUGCAGUAAUAUUCCAAAUGAUCGUCAAGAGAUCCCUACACCAGAUGUGAUAACACAUUUUGAACACUUGAAAGGUAUUCAGAUCCCACCUCUUGAUGAGAAGGCAAACAUUUUACUUCUUAUUGGAAGAGACUUACCAGAAGUACACCAUGUAUUGGAACAGAAGACGGGGCCAAGGACUGCUCCAUUUGCCCAGCGGCUACCACUUGGUUGGGUAGUGAUCGGUAACGUUUGUCUCGGAGACACAUGUACACCAUCAGCUGUAGCUAGCGUCAACAAAACUACAAUCCUGAGUAGUGGACGACCAUCUGCAUUUGAACCAUGUGAUAAUCACUUAGCUGUUUCAAUAAAUACUGGAAAAGGUGACAGAAUUGGACAGGAUGUGUUUGUUCGGACAAAGGAUGACGAGAAUGAGGGAUACUCUGUCGAGGACCGACGGUUCAUGAAAAUCAAGGAUAAGGAGUUUACGAAAACACCAGAUGGUCAUUGGGAAGCCCCAUUACCGUUUAAGGAGUCACGUUCCGCUUUACCCAAUAAUAGAGAGGAAGCGCUGAAACGUGCACGGAUCCUACAGAAGAGUCUUCAACGAGAACCUGUGAAACGGGACCAUUUUCACACUUUUAUGACAAAGCUGCUGCAAAACGGACAUGCAGAAGUGGCGCCACCACUUGAUGCAGUACAGGAGUGCUGGUAUCUACCGUUAUUCGGAGUGUACCAUCCACGGAAAAGGGACCAAGUUAGAGUGGUUUUCGAUUCCUCAGCUAACUACAAGGGAAUCUCACUAAACGCUGUUUUGAUGUCAGGACCUGUGCUAAUGAACAGUCUAGUUGGUGUCCUACAUCACUUUCGCAAGGAGCCAGUUGCUGUAAUGGCGGAUAUACAGCAGAUGUUUUAUGGAUUUUUCGUGACAGAGAAUCAUCGCAAUUUCUUGCGUUUCUUUUGGCACCAGGACCAUGAUCCCCACAAAGAACUGGUUGAGUAUAGGAUGUGCGUCCAUGUUUUUGGAAAUUCCCCUUCUCCGGCGGUUGCGACCUAUGGUCUCCGUCGUUGUGUGGAACAUUCUGAGGAACCGGAAGUGAAGGAAUUCGUUAACAACCAAUUCUAUGUGGACGAUGGUUUGGCAUCCUUCCCUACAGAAGAGGAAGCUAUAAGUGUAUUACAGAAGACACGCGAGACUCUGUUUCAAGAGGGACAACUUAAGCUCCACAAGAUAGCGUCCAACAAGUGUCGCAUAAAGGACUGGAGGAAUUGGAAGGACUCUUUAAAAUCUCUGGAACAUCUACAGGUGCCCAGAUGUUUACUUCAGCAUUCCUACAAGGACUGUGAUGUGAAACGUUUGCAUGUGUUUUCAGAUGCCUCAGAGCAAGCGAUUGCUGCUGUUGCAUUCCUGCAAGCUAUUGACAGUGAUAGAACUAUUCAUGUAGGCUUCACAUAUGGGAAAUCCAAGAUAGCACCAAAACAUGGCCACACCAUACCGAGGCUUGAACUCUGUGCGGCAGUGUUGGCUGUUGAAGUCGGUGAGAUGGUAUCUCAACAUCUUGGACUGGAAUUGAGUGACAUUCAGUACUAUUCAGAUAGUCGAGUGGUGUUAGGAUAUUUACAGAAUACAAGUAGAAGGUUCUACAUUUACGUCAGCAACCGUGUUGCCAGGAUCCACAGGUCAUCUCAACCUGAUCAGUGGAACUACAUAAGGACCGAGAUAAAUCCUGCAGACUCAGGAACAAGAAUCAUGUUGGCAUCUCAACUUCAGGAUAGUUCAUGGCUGAAAGGUCCGGACUUCUUAUACAUAGAAACUAAGUCUGAUUAG